This is a messenger RNA of Sesamum indicum (sesame), 1540 nucleotides long. It is a transcript of the gene COX15, whose product is annotated as cytochrome c oxidase 15. Gene Ontology annotation, cellular component: mitochondrial inner membrane. Gene Ontology annotation, biological process: heme A biosynthetic process. The record is from RefSeq and is a predicted model, not a curated record. NCBI's taxonomy places the organism in Eukaryota, Viridiplantae, Streptophyta, Magnoliopsida, Lamiales, Pedaliaceae. Gene Ontology annotation, molecular function: oxidoreductase activity, acting on NAD(P)H, heme protein as acceptor.
UCUCCAAUUUUCAUAUCUUCUUGCAAUCCCUAAAACCCCACGCUCCGUAAAACCCUCCCCAUUGCUUUAUUGAUUGAGAGCAGAGGAAAUUAUUCUGAAUUCCAUCAUGAUUGAAAGCAGAUUGAUUUCACUUCUAAGGAGAAGUAAAUCCGUGACGCAGAAAUUUUCCUCAUCUAAUCCGAGGGAAUGGAAAACGUUUACCACUCCUUGUGGGUUCUCAAAUGAGCACCAAUCAAGAUUUUACUCUUCGUUGCCGAGAUUUAUUCCAGCUGCAAGAACGCCGGUGGCGGGAAGCUGCGUUGGGUAUGGUUUGAGAUCAUUGCUUCAAAGUAAUUGUAAGAACUUUUAUAAGCCACCAUUCAGGAAUUUUUCCACUGCAGCAUCUGUAUCUGCAAAAGAUACAGGAGGAUUGAAGCUCCUUGUAACUGCUGGCCCCCAUGCUCAGAAAGCGGUUGGUAUUUGGCUCUUUGUGUCUGCUGCUUGGGUCUUUAGUAUGGUGGUACUUGGAGGUGUCACACGACUGACGAGAUCUGGCCUUUCAAUGACUGACUGGAAAUUUACCGGUGGUCUUCCUCCACUUUCCGACGAGGAAUGGUUGGUUGAAUUUGAAAAAUAUAAGCAAUCUCCUGAAUACAAACGAGUAAACAAAGGGAUGAGUCUAGACGAUUUUAAGUUCAUAUAUUGGAUGGAGUAUGCCCAUCGUAUGUGGGGAAGGGCACUGGGUAUAAUGUUUGCACUACCAUUCUCAUACUUUCUUCGGAAAGGAUACAUUACGGUACAGUUGGGACUCAGGCUCUGUGGGCUAUUUGCUCUUGGUGCUGGGCAGGGCUUAAUUGGGUGGUGGAUGGUCAAGAGUGGUUUAGAGGAGCCCGCAUCUGAGUAUGCUGAACCAAGGGUAAGCCCUUACCGCCUAGCAGCUCAUUUGACUUCGGCCUUUGUCAUUUACUCUGGGCUCUUUUGGACGGCACUUUCUGUUGUUAUGCCUGAACCUCCUGCGGAAUCUGUAGCCUGGGUUCAAGGGGCAGCAAAAGUCAAGCGUCUUGCCCUCCCUGUAAGUUUUCUUGUUGGGAUCACAGCCGUCUCAGGAGCAUUUGUUGCCGGAAAUGACGCCGGACGUGCCUUUAAUACUUUCCCAAAAAUGGGUGAUACAUGGAUUCCGGAAGAUGUAUUUAACCUGAAGCCGCUAGUGAGGAAUUUCUUCGAGAAUACGUCCAUGGUGCAGCUUGACCAUCGAAUUCUCGCUACUGCAACCUUAUUUUCUAUUGGUGGCUUGUGGUGGUCAAGUAGAAAACUUGAUAUACAUCCUGCAAUACGAUCUCUAAUAGGAAGCACCAUGGGCAUGGCUGCUCUUCAGGUUACCUUGGGGAUAUCAACUCUUCUCUCGUAUGUACCGGUUUCACUAGGCACUGCUCAUCAGGCUGGAGCUCUCACUCUUUUAACCCUAAUGAUUCUUCUCAACCACACAUUGAGACGGCCUUCAUUACAGCUUCUCAAAACGCUUCCUUCCGUAGUGAAAACUGCCUGAUAGGUUAGCUUUGAU